AUGAAGGAUGUUCUUGCUAGAGAACUCGAAAAGAAUGUGUCUCCAGCAGAACACAUCCCAACACCAUCUAUCUGCAUCAUCGAUGGGAUGAGACUUAUUCAAAAAAUGAAUGGCGACAAUAGAACCUUUGCACAGGUGGCAAAGUCAGCAAUGAUGUCAGUCCUGCAAGAAGGUGCACAAAGUGAGAGGCUAGAUUUUGUUUUCGAUGUCUACCGUCAAACUUCCAUCAAAAAUGCUGAACAAGUAAACAAGGGUGCAGACUCCACUCUCCAGCACAGGGACCUUGUCAUGCCUAUAGAGACACUCAAUGAAUUGAGGCAGCUUCGAAAUUCAAAAUGCUUUGGUUGCCAAAAGCCAAGGCAUGGACUUCAACUUCUGUACUGGCUAGCUAAAGAUUUCAUCCGCUUCGAGUCCAAUCAAAUGUUUGCUACAUAUAACCCAGAAGAUGGCUAUUUUGGUUUCCACAAGUUUUACAACUGGGAGGAUAAUGGAAAUUCACUCCUCCCUAAGAAGAUUACUUGCCAUUAUUAUGAGGUUGGCAACCUAAAUGAGGAAGCUGCUGAGGACCUUCCUGGCUACGUCACAGAACAAUACACCGGCCUCCUGGACAACAGCAAUACUGACCGCAUUAUUUUAGACAUGGAUGUUGAUAACCGUAUUUCUAAAGUAUAUAUAACUCGGCAUUCUGACAACAGAAAUUUCUCACCUGGUGACACCUAUCGCAUAAGCCAAGGUCUCAUAAAAUGUAUAAGGGGACUGAAUUUGAACAAAUUUCUGGAAGAGAUGGAUAAACAGGAGUUUACAACUGUACAUAUUAGGCCUACACAACAGCAUCAGUCUGCAGUGUUAGUGCUCCGUUCAAAAGAAACCCUUGAUAAAUUGAGCCAGCUUCGGGAUUCCUCCAUUGGUCGCCCAGAGCCAAGGCAUGGACUUCGACUUCUACCCCGGCUGGCUAAGGACUUUAUCAGGUUCCAGUCAAAUGAAAUGUUUGCUAAAUCUAACCCAGAAAAUAGUUGUUUUGAUUUGCACCAGAUUUGCGUGGACAAUGAUGAUGACGAUGAUGAUGAUGAUGAUGAUGAUAACAAACCACUCAUCAACAAUCAUCAGAACAUGACUUAUUAUGAGGUUGGCAACUGUGAGGAAGCAGACAACAGCAAAAGGUCUACUGACCGCAGGCAAGAAGACUGUCCCAAUGGCAAGUGUGUAUCUAUGUGUAUCAUAGUGUUUAUUGUUGUUGCUGUUUCGCUGUGGGUUUCGCUGAGAAACAAAUGGCACUGA
Molecule: messenger RNA, 1278 nt
Organism: Sardina pilchardus (European sardine)
Lineage: Eukaryota; Metazoa; Chordata; Actinopteri; Clupeiformes; Clupeidae
Exons: 3
Coding region: 1-1278 (425 amino acids)
Source: RefSeq, a predicted model, not a curated record